Messenger RNA from Microthlaspi erraticum, 1707 nucleotides. NCBI's taxonomy places the organism in Eukaryota, Viridiplantae, Streptophyta, Magnoliopsida, Brassicales, Brassicaceae. The record is from the annotation of a GenBank genome assembly.
AUGGAGCACAACUCGUCGGACGAUGAAGAAGACCACCAGCAUUUGAUCCCACAGAACGACACCCGAAACCGCCACCGGGAAGAUCCGCUUUCCUCCGCCACCACCACAACCGGCGGGACUCCGAGAUCGACGUUCCAGAUCGAUGACAUUCUGUCACGGAGGAAGGUCCCGCUCAACAAACGCUACCUCCUCGCCGCCGUCUCGCUAACCAUCGCAAUCGGUCUAAUCUUCUUAUUCACUGAUCCUCGCGAGCUAUUCUCCGCGAAUCUCUCCAGCUUCAAAUCGUAUCCACUCUCGAAUCGCGUCAAGGAAUCGGAGCUUCGCGCACUGUAUCUUCUCCGGCAACAACACCUCGCGCUUCUCUCUCUUUGGAACGGUACGUUGGUGAAUCCUUCCCUUAAUCAAUCUGAUUUGGGAUCCUCUGUGUUGUUUGAGGAUGUGAAGUCUGCUGUUUCGAAGCAGAUCUCAUUGAACAAAGAGAUCCAAGAGGUGCUUCUCUCACCACACAGGACCAGAAACUACUCCGGCGGCAACGAAACCGAUUCCGAUUCCGGUCAUUACACCUCCGGCUACGAUAGAUGUAGAAAAGUCGAUCAGAAGUUAUCAGAUCGGAGAACGAUAGAGUGGAAUCCGAGACCAGAUAAGUUCCUCUUCGCUAUUUGCCUCUCAGGCCAAAUGAGCAACCACUUGAUUUGCCUAGAGAAGCACAUGUUCUUCGCCGCAUUGUUAGAUCGAGUUCUCGUGAUCCCGAGCUCCAAAUUCGAUUACCAGUACGAUAAAGUGAUAGACAUAGAUCGGAUCAACACUUGCUUGGGAAGAAACGUUGUCGUUUCUUUCGAUCAGUUCAAGGAAAAGACGAAUGCGAAGAAGAAGAAGCUUCCUCCUCGAAUUGAUCGUUUCAUAUGUUACUUCUCGUUACCGCAGCUCUGUUACGUGGACGACGAGCAUGUCAAGAAGCUGAGAGGUUUGGGGAUUUCCAUUGACGCGAAGCUUGAAUCUCCUUGGAGUGAAGAUAUCAAGAAACCGAGCAAGCGAAGUUCCGAAGAGGUGAAGAGAAGUUUCAACUCCGACGACGAAGUGAUCGCCGUCGGUGAUGUCUUCUACGCUGAUAUGGAGCAAGAUUUGGUGUUGCAGCCUGGUGGACCAAUAAACCACAAAUGCAAGAUGUUGAUCGAGCCAAGCAAGCUCAUUCUCUUGACGGCGCAGCGAUUCAUCCAGACUUUCUUGGGAAAGGACUUCAUCGCUCUUCAUUUCCGUAGACAUGGUUUCCUCAAAUUCUGCAACGCGAAGUCGCCGAGCUGCUUCUAUCCGAUACCACAAGCUGCAGAGUGUAUCGCGCGGGUAGUGGAAAGAUCAAAUGCGCCAGUGAUCUAUCUAUCGACAGACGCUGCAGAGAGUGAAACAGGUCUGCUUCAGUCACUUGUUGUGGUGGAUGGCAAAAUCGUGCCUCUUGUGAAACGUCCACAGCGUAAUUCAGCUGAGAAAUGGGACGCGUUGUUAUAUCGGCAUGGUAUAGAGGAUGACUCUCAGGUGGAUGCAAUGCUGGAUAAGACGAUAUGUGCAAUGUCGAGCGUCUUUAUUGGAGCUUCGGGGUCGACUUUUACAGAGGAUAUAUUGAGGCUAAGGAAAGAUUGGGGAACGUCUUCGAUGUGCGAUGAGUACCUAUGCGGAGGAGAAGAGCCAAACUUCAUAGCGGAAGAUGAAUAA